UUAUUGUUUUUACUGCUGAUUUCCUGUUUAAAGUAUGACUUUGAGAGCGCAACCUGCAAAGAGUAAGCCCAUAAAGAAUGAUGGUAAACCAAGAUGUAAAUGAAUUAUUGUAUGAGAUUCAAACCAAUAAAUCAAUUUUCCCACGUGACUUCUAACUUGUUCAAAUGGGAUGGUCUCCAGACAGCCACCUUCUCCGCAAUCCUCUAGAGUAGAAAUUUAACUCGGAUUGUAAACCUUGUAGCGGUUGAUUAGAGAGGGCAGCCUGACAGUUAUACGAGUCGUUCGGUAAUCAGCUGUUUCUGCAUCUUGGUGGAGUAAAGCAACAAAAAAGAUCACUAUGAAUAUCCAGUCAGUUAUCAACAGGGAAGUGUUUUCCCCCCGGGAUGAGAGGAUACUCGUGGCUGUGGAGGUUAAGAGGAGAAAAAGGAAAAAGGUUCCCUUUUUGCCCACUGGAGGCAAGGGAGAAUAUAUGACAUACAUCUGUCUGUCAGUGACCAAUAAGAGGCCAGCCCAGCUCCUCAUCACCAAGGUCAAGCAGUUUGGAGGCUCUGCCCCCUUCACCAGGAGGUCACAGUGGAGCGUGGAGCAGCUCCGCCAGGUCGAUGGCAUCGACCCCAACAAGGACUGCCCAGAGUUUGACCUGGUGUUCGACAAUGCCUUUGACCAAUGGGUGGCCAGCUCAGCGGCAGAGAAGUGCAUCUUCAUCCAGAUCAUGUACCACGCCUGUCAGACCUACUGGGAGGGCAAGGAGCGGGUCCCUGGUGGCCUGGGUAGCCCAGCUGGAGACCAGCAGAAGGACCAGAGAGCUAGUCCAGGGGCCCAGGUUAGCCCGGGGUCCCAAGGGGGCCAAAGAGGCGGUCCAGGGGCCCAGGCUAGACGGAAGAGCACAGUGGGUCCCAGGCCCCGCCAGACUGAAUUUGUCAACUGUCAGUCCAAACUCACAGGAGAUGCCUGCACUGUGAAUCUGGUCAUCUACCGUUGCAAGGUCUUCUUCAACCGCAUGAAGAAGGUGAUGGUUUCAAAACAAAGCAGUCCUCAGGCUGGAGCCGGUCACAGAGCAAGUCCCAGUGGGCAGCGCCCCCCAGGGGCCAGUAUGGCUAGUGUAGUCAAGAGGGCAAGCCAGGCCCUGCAGGAGCGUGGGGAGAGACUGGGCCGUGCCGAGGACAAGACAGUAGACCUGAUGCACAAAGCCCAGCAGUUUGCAGACACUGCCCACAAGCUGGCUCUGAAGUAUUCAAACUAGAGGCAUCUCUUCCUGUGGGUCCGCUCCUGGCGUCCGUGGCCCUAAUUCACCUGUUGAUUCUAUGUAUAAUAACUUCUAUACUAAUGUUGGACUGAGGCAUAGUUUAGUUGAAACCCAGUGGACGAUGUUCUGUGAGGAGUGGAGGGUUGUGGUACUUGCUCUUAGAACAUUGACUAUGUCAAAAAGACAUGGAAACCUUUACAGACGGGCAGUGGGGAGGACGGCCCAGUUAUGGACCUCGGAGUUUAAGAAUGACCUUUAACCUCCAGAAUGGGACCUGUGGAUCACAUGACGGUGUCUUUUCAUGGCAUAGCUAGCUGGUUUACUGGAUGGCAAUGUUGUCACAAUGCUCCCACUACUUGAGUGUACUUGUCUUCCCUGCUUCAGUAGCCUGUGUUCUGAUGAUUUAGAUUUUGGGGGUUUCACAUGUUUUUAGAUAUUUUAAUAUUGGCAUAUGAAUUCUCAGUAAUAAGCUUUUCAGAAUUCACGUGUCUUCUCCGCUAUGGAAGUAUAUUUCAAUUGUGGUUUUGCCCGUUACAUAAAAAAUUGAUUCAAUUCAUUUUACCUAUGGGGGGGGGGGGGAUUACAUAGUCAUUUAAUGUUUGAAUGGAGUUGAAUGUGUAAGUAUGGCUAUUUCAGGUUAUUGCCUUAGUCUUGUGCUAGCUGGUACAGGGGUAUGAGGAACACUUUUUUAUUUUCUUUGCAUGGGGAUGCUUUAGUAAGUAUAGUCUUGAUUUCUUGGCACUUUCUAAAUAUGACUAUUGUAUUGGUUCCUAUAUUGCACUAUAAUUUGUUUUGCUUUAAUUUGGUUCCACUAUUUUUCACUGCUAAAUUCCUCCACUACCCUCUCCCUGCUUGCAUCAUCCAUUGAUUAGUCAUUAAUCACUAUUUAAACCAUUGAUUAGUCACUGAUCACUAUUCCAAAUUCAAGUUGAUAAUCUAUCUGAUCCUUGUCUAUGGUCUUUGUCUAAUCAUGUGUGAGUCAUUGAUCCCCUGUCUUGUCACGUAUGUGUUUUUGUCUCUUGUACCAUAUGUAUCGUAAUUACAUGUCUCAUGCCCUUUUAAUCUUUAAUUGCUGGUUCCAUGUCAGAGACUUGAGUACAGUCGGUAUAAUGGUGGGUUUGUGUAUGUAGACCAGGGCUCUUCUAGGUGAGGUUGUAAGCAAGAUAUGGAACGUUGACUGUGAAGAAUUGCGUGUGUGAUCAUAAUCUCGUCCACACAGCCGGCUCUCUAUGUGGUAGCAAUUGAGCCUGGGGACGAGGUUCAUGUGCUGACGGUUCAGAAGGCCACUGUAGAGAAGAGACUUCUGAGUUGGUUAGUGAUGAGGGUCAGAAAGGCUUGUAAGGUUUAGUUGAGUGCUCUUGCGUAGGCCUGUGGUUGUUGAAUUUCUUUCGAUGCCUAAUAGUGUUUUUUUUGUACACAACACUAAUAACUAAAUAAAUUGAUAUGCUUUAUCAACUGGGACAACAUAUCCCACUUCAUGCUUAACCUGUCAUGGAGUGAGAGGGAAGCCUAAUCUGUCUUUCAACUACUCGUAUCUGAAUGAGACUUAAUUGUGGCAGUUAACUAAGGAGACAAAUCCUAAAAUGGCACUUGUCCUGACUGUGCAUGCUUUCUGUUGCUAUGUUACUGUUGGUGAUCUGAUGAAAGAUUGGCUAGAAUCUAGAUUAGUUGAAAAGUGCCUACACUACCUUUUUUAUGUUCUGAUCAUGGAGUUCAAACCAUGAACUGAUGUUAUUAUUGCUAGAAAUGCUGACUAUUUAACAUAGUCUUAGAACAGUUCUUGAAGCUCUGUUUAGUGUCAAUGUUAACAUGAGAUAUGUACUGUUUUUAAUGAGAACUUCAAUGAUCUUAACACUCCUCUUUUUGACCCAAUAAAUGAAAUGGGACCCGUC
This is a messenger RNA of Salvelinus fontinalis (brook trout), 3138 nucleotides long. Its product is annotated as syntaxin-binding protein 6-like. NCBI's taxonomy places the organism in Eukaryota, Metazoa, Chordata, Actinopteri, Salmoniformes, Salmonidae. The transcript has 7 exons. The record is from RefSeq and is a predicted model, not a curated record. Bases 338 to 1243 code for a protein of 301 amino acids.